Molecule: messenger RNA, 1641 nt
Organism: Choloepus didactylus (southern two-toed sloth)
Lineage: Eukaryota; Metazoa; Chordata; Mammalia; Pilosa; Megalonychidae
Gene: ECSIT
Product: ECSIT signaling integrator
Exons: 9
Coding region: 225-1526 (433 amino acids)
Cellular component (GO): mitochondrion
Source: RefSeq, a predicted model, not a curated record
CGGAAAGCCUUCGGGCCAACAUGGCGGCGCCCAGCGGCGGGACAGAGCCGGCCCGAAGGCCGCGGCCGGCAGCGUGAAGAGAUGAGACAAGUGAAGCUCAGAGAGGUUAAGGCGCUUGUCCGGGGUCACAACGCAAGUCGGUGGCGAGGCGGGAAUUCGAACCCGUGUCGGCCCUUUUUUUCCGGUGGACCCGGAAUCCAGGUGGUUGUCCGACAAGAAGAGCCAUGAGCUGGGCCCAGGCCACCCGGCUGGCUCGGGGCCUCUUGAGGGGCUGGGGUGGCAUCUGCGGGGCCACCCUCCCAGGACCCCCUGUCUCUCAGGUGCCCCCCAAAGCCCUGCGGGGCCUCCACUGCAGCGCCGCUGCCCCCAGCUCCGACUCCUGGCUGGCCCCGCUCCCACCCGAGCCCCCGCGGAGGCCCCCCAAGGCCCUGGCCCACCACGAGGAGCUGUUUGGGGCGGCGCCGGGCAGGGCGCGGGACAAGGCGAGCUUCGUGCGCGCGGUGCGGGGCUUUGAGCAGCGCAGCGUGCGCAAGCGGGGCCACGUGGACUUCAUCUACCUGGCGCUGCGCAAGAUGCGGGACUACGGCGUGGAGCGGGACCUGGCCGUGUACAACCUGCUGCUGGACGUCUUCCCCAAGGAGGUCUUCCGGCCGCGCAACUUCAUCCAGCAGAUCUUCAUCCACUACCCGCGGCAGCAGGAGUGCGGGGUGGCCGUCCUGGAGCAGAUGGAGAACCACGGGGUGAUGCCCAGCAAGGAGACUGAGUUCCUGCUGAUGCAGAUAUUCGGGCGCAAAAGCUACCCCAUGCUCAAGUACCUGCGCAUGAGGCUGUGGUUGCCCCGCUUCAAGAACAUCAACCCCUUCCCGGUGCCCCGGAACCUACCCCAGGACCCCGUGGAUCUGGCCAGGUUGGGCCUGCGGCACAUGGAGCCCGACCUCAGCGCCAGGGUCACUGUCUACCAGAUGCCUUCAUCCAAAGACUGGACAGGAGCAGUGGAUCCCACCCAGCCCCACAUUGUAGGAAUCCAGAGUCCCGACCAGCAGGCUGCCCUGGCCCGUCACAACCCGGCUCGGCCCAUCUUCGUCGAGGGCCCCUUUUCCCUGUGGCUCCGGGACCGGUGCGUCUAUUACCACAUCCUCCGAGCCGACCUGCUGCCCCCGGAGGAGAGGGAAGUGGAGGAGAUUCGGGAAGAGUGGAACCUCUACUACCCCAUGGAGCUAGACCUGGAAUACGGGAGGAGCGGCUGGGACGACUAUCAGUUUGACAUCGAUGAAGUGGAGGAAGGUCCUGUCUUCGCCAUGUGCAUGGCGGGCACCCACGACCAGGCCACCCUGGCCAAGUGGAUCCAGGGCCUGCAGGAGACCAACCCGGCCCUGGCCCGGAUCCCCGUGGUCUUCCGCCUGGCCGCGUCCACCGGGGAGCUCCUGGUGGCCUCCCCGGGGUUGGAGGAGCCAGCUCCGCCGCCCCCCCAGGCCCAGGAGGAAGAGGAAGAUAAUCUGCAGCGGCAGGAGCGGGGCCAGAGCUGAGCCUGGGGACACGGGGGCGGUGGGGGGCAAGCUGCGGCCCCAGGAGUUUGUGGACUGGUGUGAAAGGCAUGAGAUGGCCUUGGUGUGUACAGCAAAUAAACGUUUCCUGCCCAGG